Volvox carteri f. nagariensis is the source of this 10659-nucleotide messenger RNA. RefSeq lists its product as uncharacterized. The transcript has 25 exons. Gene Ontology annotation, biological process: protein deubiquitination; double-strand break repair via homologous recombination. Gene Ontology annotation, molecular function: ubiquitin binding. The coding region runs from base 1 to 10659 and encodes 3552 amino acids. NCBI's taxonomy places the organism in Eukaryota, Viridiplantae, Chlorophyta, Chlorophyceae, Chlamydomonadales, Volvocaceae. The record is from RefSeq and is a predicted model, not a curated record.
AUGUCGCGCUUCGUUACCUGUGCGGACAAGUGUAGUAAAGCAGCCGCAUGCAGGUGGCGUCUUGUCGCAUCAAACCAUUUGUUGGUGGAAUACAUAUCUGCGCCGGGCAUGCUCCGUCCUGUGGGAGGUGAUAGGGAGAAGACCAAGAAGCGGUCCGCUGCCAUCGUUUCCAAGUGGAUGGCGCACGGCACCAUCGGCGACAUGACUGGUGGUGAUAUGAGAGCACAGCUGGGGGCGAUUAAGAGAGGGUUCGGUGAAGAGCAGGUGCAGGCCGUGGCCUGGGACUUCGGAAGGUGGCUUGGCGGCAAGAUGGCUAGGCGAUCUAUGGUUCGGACCACGGCGAGCGGGACGCGGCCAUGGAUGCGUACAAGUAGACGCCGCCUCACGCGGGAGUCUAUACUUGCAGAACUGUGGCUCGCGGAUCCCGUCAUCGAUUGGAAGCAUGGAUCAACGAGUUCAGGGGCUUUGCUCUUCGUUAUUAUGUUAACAGCUGUUGCACAAGAUUAUGACAGUCGCUUGGAACGCGCUGAUGCUGAGUUAGAUCGCUCUACUCGUACCUGCCGUAUCGUUCUUGUGGGGCAUCCUACGCCUGCUGCUGGGGCCAGCUUUUCCGUGUCAGAGUUCAACCUCCAUUGCUGGUUGGCCACUCCAGUCGGUGGCACCGAUUCUGCCACCUCCAACGGCAGCAAUAACACGGAUGCGCUCGUAGAGGUGCGGCUUGGCCAGAGCUUGCUCAACUUCGUCUUAAGUUCCGGAGCCAUGUCCAAUAUGCUGGGUGUAAACAUCGACUUGAGUGCGUCUGCACGGCCUGCAGUGGAGCAGUCGCAGGUAUCGGGCGCACAGGCUCCAACCUAUGGAAGCUAUGGAUACAGCAGCAGCUCCUUGGGCACAGGGAAGGUCAGGGCCCUUGAUGGCAACGGCACCUUGGGCCCAGAGGACUGGGGCCUUGACAUUGUUAACGUGCCUCACCUGCAGCUGGUGGAUUCGGUGGUGUCAGGAAUCCCCUUGAGCAGCGUGGGACCAUUGCUGCAGAUCCUCAACUGCAGCACCCUGACCACACGAAAUGUAACCCUGGAAGCACUGCAUCGCCCGCCAGAUGUCAUGGAUAGGGUGUAUGGUGCAGUCCGUGUUACUCGGGUGCAAGCCGCGAACCUGGAUGGCAUCCAGUGCUCAGACGUCCAAGGUGCAAUGGGUUGGGCCUGUCUUCUCCUUCAGGCCAAUCCCCGCGGCACCGUGUCCUUGAGCAACAGCUUAUUCGUCAACAAUUCUGCGGAAGACGUCCAGCAGAUCGCAUCGGCUGAAGAAGGAACAAGCGAUCAAAAGGAGCCAGCAUUGCGCCCCCUUUUGACAUGCAGAAACAAUGGCUACUCCGAUACAGACUUCCUAGCGGCUGGUUAUGGUGCCGUCCUUAUUGUUUACAAUGCGCAGUGCGAUGCCAGUGUCAGGAACAAGGCCAUGGUUUUGGUGCAUCGAACAGUCAUGAGCUACAACAGCGGAGGUUGUGGAGCAGGCAUUGCAGUUAGAAAUCCGCCGGAGAGGAGGCUCACGGAUGAGGGGAAGUGGUGCAAUGCAGCACCCAUCGAUCUAUAUUUCGCUGUCACGGAAUGCACUUUCACACAUAAUACAGCCGAUAUGGAUGGAGGCGCCAUUCAUUGCAGUAAUGUCGUAAACGGCACACUUUACAGUAACAUAAGUGAUGGGUCCGUCCUGUCAUUCAAUACCGCUGGAGGACGUGGCGGAGGUGCAUAUCUUAGGAGUAUUAACAUCGAGUAUGUUGACGUCACGAGCUCUGAGGUAUCGUACAACAAAGCAACCGGUGGGAGCAUAGGCAACAAGGAUGGUGGCGGUGGAUUGUAUUUGACAUCGACAAACAGCCUCAGAGCUCUCACCAUUUACAAUAGCACUGUAAAUGAGAACAGCGCAGCCUUGUUUGGGGGAGCCGUUGCCGUAAAUAUUCUUGGAGAUGGUACAGGUGAUACAGCUGGAGAUGGUGGCAGCUUACUGCUGACCGGCAGCUCGUUGCGUAACAAUGCUGCCGGUCUUCAUGGUGGAGCUAUGUAUGUCUUUACAGGGGCUAAGGCAACCUCUACGCCCAUCCGCUUUGCUGCAGAUGAAGGCAGCAUUCUUUCUGGAAACCAAGCCAGUUUCAGAGGGGGCGCCAUCGCCAUAGAUGGGGGAGCUGCUGGAGACAUGCUGCUGCAGCUAAGCGGUGGUAGUAAGCUGUUCCACAACGCAGCCCUGGAUGGAAGCGGUGGCGCUGUUUACAUUAAUUGUGCACGUAUUCGAUCCUUGAAUGCUACAGAUGCCACAAUCUCUGGUAAUAAUGCAACCUGCCGUAAUACUUACACUUGUGGUGGGGGUGGAGGCAUCUACAUGUACACAACGAAGGGCCCUAUGCCACAUAUUUCCUUCAGUGGACAGACACUGUUCGCGAACAACACAGCAGACCGUAAUGGGGGUGCACUUUUCGUGUUUCAUGAUAGCAGCAACACCGACAGUGGACACGGGAUUUUCCUUAAUGGAAGCACAUUCGUCGGCAACAUUGCGUCGACUGGAAGUGGUGGAGCUGUGUUCGUGAAGCAAUCCUCAGGGGGUCUGGCCACGCUGCAAAUGUCAAACACGUCUUUCCUGAGCAACGUUGGCUUGUGCCAGGGUGGGGCUGUGUUUUUGAACAUUUCAGGCACAGUUCCCAUCAACCAACCUGCUGGAGAGCUGAUAAAUGGCACCCUGGGCAGUGUAGUAAUUACGGACAACAGUGUUCUUGCAUACAACUCAGUCCCUAGGCGCAUUCAAAGCACUGAGUGCCCCUUGGUAAGCUCUGAUGGUGGUGCAAUCUAUAUUGCAGCCAACCGGAUAGACCUCCCCUUGACAGUAGCAGGCAGGUCGUCCAUCAUCGAAAACUCGGCCGCAAGCAGUGGUGGAGCAAUUUAUGUACAGGCCUUGACAUUCCUGCCACAAGGAGGGUUCAUAAUAUCGGACAGAAGCAAUGUAUCAUCCAAUACAGCUGGGGGCAGCGGCGGGGCUGUACAUCUGUCUACUUCUUACAAGGGAAGUGACGACGGUUAUAAUGUAAGCGUUUUGAAUAGCUCAGUAGCCAACAACUUUGCUAGUGCUGGGGGUUUUUUGUACUUCAGUACACCUUCUCUAAAUUUACGAUUGAGGACGGCUGGCAGUCGCGUGGUUGGCAACCGAGCUUUAAAUUAUGGUGGUGGAAUUUACGUACAAUCAAGUGAUGGUAUGUUGAACGCCACUGUAGAGGACAGGAGCCUUAUUGCUUUAAACGAAGCUGGAAUAGAUGGCGGGGCUCUUUAUUUCAUAAAUGGUCAGGCCUUUGACUUGUAUGUCACCGGUGAGUCCAGCAUCCUCAGAAAUCAGGCUUUGUCCAAUGGUGGUGGUAUGUAUGUCGUUAUCGCCAAGAAAAUAAGUGGAACUGCACGUGGAGCGGGAAUUUUCAUCAACGAAUCAAGCACUAUCUCGAGCAACACUGCCAUUUCUGGUGGCGGUGGCGCAAUUUAUGUGAAGGGCUUACUCUAUAACUUUUCUGUGGAUGGUCUCAGCCGAAUCGAGAACAACAUUGCAGGUGGCGAUGGUGGCGCGGUGUUCCUUGAUGCCCUAUCUGGUGCUGCCAAUGCCGGCGAUGAAUCAUACAUCGGUAACGUGACUUGGGACGGCAUGAGCACGCUCUUAAACAACAGUGCAGGAGGCAAGGGCGGUGGACUUUAUGCUCUGGCUAAGACUGUGGAAAUUUCCGUGCUUGGAGCAUCGAGUUGGUCCAACAACAACGCGAAAGAUGACGGAGGGGUGCUGUAUGUUGACACUGGGGAUUACAUUGGCGAUGCUAGCCGAAUCCUCACAAGCGGGAGGACCCAGCUCUGCAACAAUUCUGCCCUAAACGGAGGUGCAUUUUAUAUUCGCGGUUUUGCUGAGCUAACUAUUAGUAACGAAAGUUCCAUCAUUAAUAAUACAGCGGGCUAUGAUGGUGGCGCAAUUUAUUUGGCCCAGCUGCCCCCAGGACUCCGCAUUCACUCCUGCAAAUCUUCUGAAAACAUGGCAGCGCGAGGUUCAGGAGGCGUUCUUUUCGUGUCGACGGUUGCUCCGAAACUACUACCUCAAGCAACACGGCCAAACUGUGUGCUGCCACUCAGAACCAUGAGUGUGAGCGUUGCCAGGUCCUUGUUUGCCAGCAACACCGCAGGGGCGGCAGAUGGUGGAGCAUUCUUUUUCAAGCCCCAUGGGACCUGCGGAGACGACACCCAACUCUUCCUUAACAUCGACGACUCCGUGUUUGUUGGGAAUACAGCCACUGGUGCUGGCGGGGCGGUAGCCUUGCGUGAUGCGUCUCUUACAAAAUCUCGCAUCACAAUCAAUGGAACCACCUUCAGCAAUAACUCAGCAGGGGCUAUGACGGGCGAUUUCACAAGUUUAGCUAGUUUCGGUGGUGCGGUACUGGUUUGGCGUGAGCCAACUGCCGGCACUAGAUCGAACUUCAAUGAUGUAUGCCAGCUGACGAUAGGCCAUACAACCUUCGAGGCCAACAGCUGCAAUGGAGGAUCUGGGGGGGCUGUCAUGGCGAUCUCUUGUGGCUCGACGUUUUCAGGAUGCAACUUCACGUCGAAUCGGGCAAUGCUCAGUGGUGGGGCUAUAGGCGCCCUGCAUAUGGCUCGCUCCACGGCUACUCUCAUGCUGCCGACAACUACAACACUUGCCGCCGCUACCGCUGGUUUGGACGUGGGGCAACAAUGUCAGCAGGGCAUGUCGGCGCAACAGCGAAGGCAUCUGCUUCGCCAAUCUCCGAUGAGCAGCAUGCAUCACCGGGAUCUGAUGCAAGCAGAGAUGUUGCAGACAUCUACUGACGAUUACAGUGGUGGCAAAGGGGAUGCCAACACUACUGAUGAUGUCCGUCUUAAGCUUUUGCAUGGCAGCAGCACUACCUGCACCAACAGCUUGUAUAGGAAUGCAAACUGGUCUGUGAGCCUGACAGAUUGCAGCUUCGAUCAUAAUAUAGCAGAUCUUGAAUAUGGAGGGGCCCUCUACCUAUAUGCAUCAUCAGAUGCCGGGAGGAUUCACAUUGCCAGCUGCAACUUCACGCGGAAUGCAGCUGCACAACGGCUUGCUGGGGCAGCACUCCUUGCAGCACGAGGAAUUGGCACCACCGUUCACGUCUCUGGAUCAUCUUUUGUGGGCAAUACUGUUGAGGUUGCCAGUGCGGGAGGACUGUACACCAUGAUUGGCGCAGGUGCUUGUGCUGAGGUUGUGAACGUCAGCAUGAACAAGAAUGAGGCUGCGAUAUCCGGCGGUGCUGGCAUAUUUGAUGUACGGAGCAAGGGUGUUCUGUUAUUACUGAACGUGACAGCAGUGAACAACACUGCCAUUGGUGGCAAUGCUGGAGCGAUUCAGUUACAAAUUGAAAGGGACGCGGAUGUGUUACUAAACGGCUGUAAUUUUGUUAACAACAGAGCAUCCGGUAAUGGCGGCGCGGUGCUCUUGGAUGCUAUUUGCAGCUCGUCGGUCACUUUACAGGAAACGUUCAUGACCCGCAAUGAAGCCGGACUUUCAGGUGGUGCCUUGUAUGUCUCAUACAGUUCCAAGGGGGAUGGUAGUGCAACUAGUGGCGGUGCGUCCGGUUUUCCCCGGUUGCCUGCACAAGCCUGUUCCAACAUGUCAGACCCCCAGCGGCAGGCUUUGCUGCACUUGGUACGGCUUGAGAGCAACACUGCCCGACGACAGGGUGGAGCGAUCUUCCUCGCGAGAGCAGGCACACUGAAUAUCCUCAACUCAACGAUGCUUUUGAACAGGGCUUGCGAAGGUGGUGGCUCGUUGGCGGCACAAAACUGCUCCUCACUAGUGCUGCGUCAUAGCCUCAUUGCGGGGAACAGUGCAUCCGGUACCGGUGGAGGCUUCUAUGCCAAUGGCUGCAGGCGACUUCUCCUCGAAUACCUGAAUUUUACUGGCAAUGUAGCCGGAGUCUCGGGUGGUGGGCUGACUAUUUCCGGGUCGCCAAUCCAAGUGCCGGUGCAGAAGCAGGACAUCAGCGCAAAGGUUGAGGAGGGGGAUGCUUCUGAGUAUACGAGCAUGCUUCUACACAGAGUUCGCGUUUCCAGCAACUCGGUUUCAGAGUCUGUGACCAACAUGGACGUAUGUGGGAAUGAUGUUGAGGGUGUGGAGCACCUGGGGGGUAAGGGCAUGGGUGGGGGAUUGUCCAUCACUGGAAAAACGGUUGGCGUGCUUAGCCGGUCCAACUUGGAGGAGUCCAACUAUGCGUUGUUUGGGACAUCGAUUGCAUCAACGCAGCGGUGCUAUCCAGCCAACGGAACGUCUUCAUCUACUGCUCUGACAACUCUUCAGGUUACUGAUCCGAUCGAGAUGCAGGAUUGGGAUCGCACCUGGAUGCAGCUCGACAUGCUCGCGGCUAUGCAAUGCUGGAUUUUACAGCUCAGUGACACCCUACUGCCUUCGGUUGCAUUCACUGGAUCUGCAGCUGCAGCAGCGAUGGAUGAGGAACAAAGUGGCGCGACUCCAUCGGGGUCUUGGGCCCUUGGGCAGGCAGGACAGUUGCACUCUGUGAGGGCUAUCCACUACCCGCCGCAUGUGAUUAAUUGCUCCAUACUGAACAGUGUCCAGAAUGCGACCAGGAGUGAGCGGGCAACCAGACGACUGCCGGCACUUUGGCCUGACGAAAUGAUGAUCCGAACAAUUUGGGUCGACGACUUCCUUGCAUCUGCUCUGCAUGCAAGAUGUAGUCCUGGGAAUGAAACUAUCGAGCACUUGGUGAAAGCGCUCAGCCAGGCUGAGCAGUCUGGAAUGCAUGACUUUGACAUAGGCCGGACUGUGAUGGACCGCCUUGUUGAGUCUCGCACAAAGCGUAUCAACAGCGCAGAGUUUUUCGCUGGUCAGGUUCUGGGCCUGGUUACUGCCAACGGGACCGUCCGCGAGGCAGCUGAAAUCGCUGCGGACAUGGGCGGACUUUCUCACAAGCGGUUUGCGCAGCUAACCUCCCAACUUUCACAAUGCAUGAGCUUCCCGACCUUGUACACUGGGCCAGAGCGACAAAAGCUCUUGAUGCAGCUGCCGUACAUAGCGUUACCAGCAACUUACAUUGGCCUGCGCUUUGCUGAUGCUGACACCUCUACCAGCCAGCGCCUACAGCUGCAGCCGGGUGUUGUGUUCAACCUUACCGCCCAGCUGUAUGACAUGUUUGGCCAGAGAGUUGUUUGGGACAUUGCCCCUUCUACGAUAUCCUUGGCACUUCGGCCUCGGACUUCACCUGACGCCACCUACAAUGCGACGGUCGCUGAUGGGAGCGCACCUUUGCUUGAUAAUGACGUGGCCAACCUGGACGCCGGCCUGAACAGGAGCUUGACAGUGUCUGUAGUGAACGGGUCAGCGACAUGGGAAGGAGUCAAAGCAUACGCAUGGCCCGGUUUUUACAGUCUCAUGCUUUCCUUUUCAAGCAACUACUCGUCUUAUGUCAAGGUCACACCAUUGGAGAUGACACUGGAGGUUAUCCCAUGCCGUGUCGGAGAAACACUGGACCUGUCACGCAGCAACUACAAGCCCUCCUGGACAGGCUGUAAGACGUGUCCCUCUGGUCAGUACGGCUUGUGGCAUGACGACCGACCUUCUCUAACAGCUAUUUCUGUAGUUGGAGGAGACCUCAGCGGUGCCACUGUAACUGCCGGUGGUGCUUCUGGCAACCAGGGUAUUUACUAUCAAAGGAUGAAUGCUACUCUUUACGCCCAGGAUUCGGCUUGCAGAAUCUGCCCCAUAAAUGCUGUCUGCCUUGGAGGGGCUGUGAUCGUGCCCACCCCAGGCUACUGGCACAGUGCGGCCAACUCCACCAAGAUCCACACUUGCCCCAAUCCUUCGGCGUGUAACUUCGACGGUGACGUGAAAAUGUUUCCGGAUUGGCUCUAUAGCAUGGUCCUUCAAUCCGAAUAUCGAACAAAGCUCUUGGCGCGGUGUCAGCUUGAGUGGUAUGCAAGCACCUUGGGCCCAGUCCCGCAAGGGCGGAAUGGCACCACUACAUUGGACUUGACAUCACACGCACGGGAACUUAUGCAGCUGUUGCAGAAUUCAUCCAUUGAUCUGCUCCCAGCCGUUCUGCUGAACAGCGAUAAUCCGGCGUUCCAGAUGAGAGCUCCAGACCUCCCACGGUGUCUUGUUUCUGGAUUACCAUCCGGACACCCAGACUCCUACAUGCAGCAGCAGUGUGCGGAGGGCUACACAGGAAACCUAUGUGCAGCUUGUGUUCCAGGGUACUCCAUCGAUUCGGCUUUCAACUGCAAGCGCUGCCCCCAGGUGGCCCGCACCGUCGGGUUGGGUCUGAUGUCGUUCUUCAGCAGCGUCGGUUUGAUUUUGUUCACCACGGUGGCAAACUUUGCCGAAGGUUUUGGAGAGAAGAAAGGCGAACACUUGGCACAGAUGUUGGCCGCUGGUGGCAAGGCUGGCGAGCGGGUGGAGAUGGGAGACGUCGUGAAGGUUAUUGUCCUGCAUCUCCAGUAUCUCAUCAUCGAGAACUACCUUGUGUACAGCCCUAGCUGCCUGUUGCCCGGCAGAGACAGCGCCGGCCAGGCCUUCAUCCAGUGGCUGGCUGGCAUCCUGACGCCAUGUGCUGUUGCAACGGUAUCCAUGCUCUUAUGGGCCCUUCGGUACGCUUACCCGCUACGGAAAAUUGUAUCCCGAGCAGUCAUGGACGCUGCACGGUCAGCAUGGAUGGCCAUGGUGUACGUGCAUAAGCGAUGCCCGAACCGCAGCCUGCGGUAUGUCACCCAGCCGGCCGCCGUCUGCACGGACAACACAGCUCCUACAGCCAGUUGUGGCAGGGUCCCCGAGCACAGCCAUGUGAAUAUUUCGAUGCCUGGUUCCAACAAUGGGUCGACCUCGCUAAUUGCACAUGCUGGCAGCAUUGGCCUCCGCGAUGCUUUCAAGCAUGUCGGAGUCAUUGCUUUCGAUGCAGAGGAUGCGGCUGUGCCGCCUGCUGCUGGUCCUCCACUGCCGAGCUGCCCCGCAGGUCCAGCAGCCUGUACUCAACCUCAGCCUGCAGAGCUACCUGUCACAGCAAGCGUAGCGUUCACGAUAGACAGCAACACUUUGGAUACAGCCUCGGCCACGAAGCUCCCGCAGCUGCCGUCAUUGCCCACUGUACCAAGCGGAGAUUGCAGGCGUGUGGCUGGGUUGCCGCAUCUGCACUUCCGGGAUCCGAAUGCUGCUGCUGCUGCUUCCCGGGAGCUGGGUCGCUUGGUGAACCGUGAUAUCCCGGGAAUGCACCAUGACGAAGACCCUGGUGCUGCUGGCGGUUCCACUGCCGUCAGACCGACAUCUCUGCUCCCCGGUGCCAACAGCGUUAACUUGUUGGCCGGCGCACCAUCGUCGGUGUCACCGUGUGCCCCGCCGAACAUGCCGUACUACCUGGCUCACCCAUCGGAGGCCACACAUAGGAGGGUUCCCAAGGCGCUUUCGUAUAAAGGCUCACUGGCUGACGCUAUCAAGACGCUUCAGAAGCUGCGCGCGCUGGCGGCCAGCACGCAACUUACUAGCCAGGCGACGUUCGUGCAGGUGGAUAAGGCCAUGAGCUUGGUGGAGCAGCUGGGUGUGGUGCUGAUGGCGGCAGUCUUCAUUCUCUAUCCGAGCUGGGCACAUGCUGCUCUCUCUACGUUUGCAUGCUACCCGAUUGAUGGUGGCGAAGGACCGUUUCCUGAGACACAGCAGGCGCAAUGGCGCCACGGCUAUUGGCUGCGCAACAUGCAAGCGAUGUGCUACAGCGGAGACCACCUGCAUGUGUACGUUCCCAUCGGGGUAGUGGCAGUUGUGGUCUUCUGCGUGCUGCCCCCGCUGGUGUCUUUCAUAUUCGUGUGGCGCGUGCGAGGACGCCUGGAAGAUGCCCACGUGCGCAAGGUCUACGGCUUCCUCUACAAGCGCUACAAGCCACGCUUCAUCUGGUGGGAGACAGUGCUGCAGCUGGAGACGCUCAUCCUGGUGUCUGUCGAGGUGCUGGGCCGCGGAUUAAGUGUGUCGUACCAGGCUCUCCUGCUGCUUGCCGUGUUCACUGUCAUUGCGCUCAUCAACGUCAGCUGCGCUCCUCUCCUGUCGCGGCUGCUGGUGAUCAUGGAGUUCAUGUCUCUGGGAACACUCAGCCUGACCAUCACCCUCAGCCUGUACUUCACAGUUGGAGACGGGCUUAACCCCAUCGCAGAGGCACUCACCGGCACAGCUCAGGUUAUGCAGCAAAAGCUGGCCGUUAUAAGCCUGACUCACGGUAACGUGAACCCGAGGGGCUCCGACUCAGGCGAGGCCCGCAGCAGCAGCUGCGGAGGUGACACCAAGCGGGUGGCACAGCCAGCUCUCCUUAACCGCCUCGCCUCUCACUGGCGUGGAGAGUCAGCCGCUGCCCCAGCAGGUGUCGCGGCAUCGAGUAAGGAGGCCACGAUGGGGCGAUACAGGAAUCAUUCCGACGGGCUGGGCGAUAUCGGGAGCAGGGGCUGCCGAGCAGGCUCGGACUCACCUCCCGUGGGGACAUCCGUAAGGGGCUUAGACAUGGCGAGGGCGACCAUAUGCUUGCAAGACAGUUUAAACAGUAGCGCGCUAGAUCCAACCUACGAUGCGCCAAAUACGGCCAAGCCAGGCCAAGUCUGGAUUGCAUUAGAUGACGGAAAACGUUAG